Molecule: messenger RNA, 1530 nt
Organism: Gallus gallus (chicken)
Lineage: Eukaryota; Metazoa; Chordata; Aves; Galliformes; Phasianidae
Gene: TMEM156
Product: transmembrane protein 156
Exons: 9
Coding region: 124-1173 (349 amino acids)
Source: RefSeq, a predicted model, not a curated record
ACUGUGCUAGAUGGGAGUGCUUCAGUGGCAUGUGCUUGAUUUUGAGAAAAUCAGAACUCUUCAGGUUAGCACUAGGAGUACUCACCAUGUUCAUUUUAUGUUUACCUGAGUUUUUCAAAGUCCAUGAAGGAAGGUAAACAUCUCCCGUCUGAUGGCGGCUCAUCUGACUGGAGGAUGGCUGCCCAAACCACCUCCUCCAGUUGGAAGAAUUGGGUCUCAAGAGCCUACUCCACUCCGGGAUGUGACGCUAACACUGUAGUUGUAUCGUGCAUGGAUACCUGCUCAUUAAAUAACACCACCUUUCCUCUUUGUACUUUUAAUAAUUCUUGCAAAAGAUCGCUGCAACAAAAAAAAGGAAAUCAGACUGUCUUACUGAAGACCAUUGUAAAUCAUUCAAAUUUCCAAGAUAUUCCAUGUAUUUGCCUGUCCUCUAGUAGGGAACAGCAGUCAAAUACUAAGUACUCGGAGUCUGAAUCCAGCAGAGGUGUGAAUGUUGAUCAUCAAGAAUCAAGAUCAAUAGAUAAAAAAAUUCCUAAAGAAAAAGACUCAUCUGAAGUGAACACAGAAGAUGCUAUUUCUUUUUAUAAAUAUUUUAAUUUCACUAUGCUUCAUGCAAAUGAAGAAGUAGAGCAUAGUACCUACUACAUUCUGGAAAUCCACAUCAACAACUCCAUAGUCAGAGGAAGAAAUGCAGCUGAAGAAUACCUAAAUCACUCUUGUCUUAUGGCUAUGAUCGAUGACCAAAACGAAUGUAUGAAUGUUUCACUGCAACUGAAGUCUUAUGUGGAAUAUCCAAUGUGUAUGACGAAGAUCAUUUGGCUCAGUAUGAUUCCAGUUGUUAUCGUCUUGACUGUUUCAGUCGUCAUCUACAAAAUAGUCCGUGAAAAUGGCCAAAACUAUUGUAAGCACAGAGGAGCAGCAACAGUUCUUACUGUUCAAGGGAAAAGUGGUUCCAGAUAUGGAAUAAGAACCAUUUCUGCUACUAAAGUUCAUCUACUUCCUGCGAAGACCAACAAACAACGGAUUCCACUUACUGCACGGGCCAUGAAGAUGCUGCCCAUAAUUCCUGAACAAGAACACUGUCGUCUGAGUACAUCAACUAUUGAAGUCCAAAAGCAUGUGGACAUGUCACCUCCCAUCCAGAACAAGAGAUCAGCAAGUGGUACCAUAUGAAAUACAAUUUCUAUUGCAUGAAAGAAAGGAGCAGCACACCACUGAAGACUGCAUCUCCAUUUCCAGUUUGAGAACUCUGUUAUCCACCUUUUUUAGGAGAAUGCCAGCUGUGCAUUUUAGUUGAGAAGCUUCAUUUUAUCUAACAGAACUACUUCGUAUUAAGAAAAUAUGAAUGAUGGAUGAACACACUUUGCUUUAGAAUCAACUUCAGUAGUCAAUUAUGGAUUCCCAUCUAUUUUCUGUUCAUUCAAGAUUUAUGCUUAAUCAUAUGGUUCUGAGAUAAUCCAUGCAAUAAUUUAUUUUUCUACCUGGGAGGAAAUUUAUAUUCUCUAUGGAAUAAAAUGCUGAUAAAAGACA